Messenger RNA from Panicum virgatum (switchgrass), 627 nucleotides. RefSeq lists its product as uncharacterized. The transcript has 2 exons. The record is from RefSeq and is a predicted model, not a curated record. NCBI's taxonomy places the organism in Eukaryota, Viridiplantae, Streptophyta, Magnoliopsida, Poales, Poaceae. The annotation marks the transcript as partial.
CAAAUUGGUCGCGGAAGUCUGUGGUUAACUGGGAGAGAUCGGUGGCAGGACGGCUGGCCUCUCGGACUGGGCGCUCUGAAUGCACGAGCUGGAGCGCCCAGAGGCGUCGACAUUUCUGGCUCGGCCUCCUUCAGCACCACCGCCUUCACCUCCUCCCACUCCACUUCGUCCUUGCCGUCGACUGAUUUCGACACAGAGUCGGCGUGGUCCUUGUCGCGCCGCGGCGGCGGCGGCGGCAUGACGCUGGCGAGCCUGAUCGGCCUCGUGGACGCCAUGGAGGGCCGGCGCCGCCCGAGCGCGAGGGCGGGCAGGAGCGGCAGGCUCAGAGCGCUUCUGCUCUCGCUCUGCCUCCGGAGCCACCUGGAGAACGGCGGCGGGGCGCCGUCACUCCGCGAGUUCCUCGAGAUGGAGAGGCGAGCCAGUGGCGCCACUAGCCAUGCCCACGGGCUCUGACUGGAGUUGAUUCACUUCGCUGGCACAAUGCAUAGCAAGUGGCGCGGGAAUAUAAUUUUCCUUUUUCUAAUGAGAAUGUUGUUUUCAUUUCCGAGGAUUAUGAUGAGAGUGGUUUGGUCUUCGUCUUCAGCUGAAAACCCGAUUGUACUUCAUCAGACAUCAGUGAUUAGUGAA